AUGCGCUAUGCUCUGUUAACGAGUAUUGCCAGCGUCCUUUGCGUGGGACCGCUGGCAUCUGCGAAUCCUACAUCGAAGCAUGCCAAAUUGGCAUCCUAUAUAUCGAAAGAGGGACAACGAUCUAUUGUGGGGAUCACCGAAAACCUCGGUGGUAAAGGCAGCAAGACACCAGGCACGGCCGCUGGCUUGUUCAUUGCUAGUCCUAAUAUGGCGAACCCAAAUUACUAUUAUACGUGGACUCGUGACUCGGCCCUUACAUUCAAAUGCUUGAUCGACCUGUUUGAAACUUCUGAUCAGGACUAUAUCAGUCGCAAAGAAUUGGAAACCGACAUUCGGAAUUAUGUCUCGUCACAAGCAGUGCUGCAGAAUGUAUCCAAUCCAUCUGGGACUCUGAGAGAUGGUUCCGGACUUGGUGAACCCAAGUUUGAGAUCGACCUGAACCCUUUCAGUGGUGCCUGGGGCCGACCUCAGCGUGAUGGUCCCGCCCUGCGAGCGACCGCCAUGAUCACAUACGCAGACUGGUUGAUUUCCCACGGGCAGAAAUCCGAAGCCACCAACAUCAUGUGGCCCAUCAUUGCAAAUGACUUGGCAUAUGUGGGCCAGUACUGGAACAAUACUGGUUUCGACCUCUGGGAAGAAGUUGAUGGAUCCUCCUUCUUUACCGUGGCUGUUCAACACCGUGCACUGGUCCAGGGAGCAAGUCUUGCGAAGAAGCUUGGCAAGUCGUGCCCUGCUUGCGUAUCCCAGGCACCUCAGAUUCUUUGCUUCCUUCAGAGCUUCUGGAACGGAAAUUACGUCACCGCCAACAUCAAUCUUGACACCACUCGCUCCGGUAUCGAUUUGAACUCGAUCUUGGGAAGCAUCCACACCUUUGAUCCCGAAGCUUCAUGUGAUGAUUCGACCUUCCAACCUUGCUCGGCCAGAGCUCUUGCAAACCACAAGGUCUAUGUCGAUGCGUUCCGUUCAAUCUAUGAGAUCAAUUCUGGCCUCUCGAACGGGUCAGCUGCCAAUGUUGGCCGUUACCCUGAAGAUGUUUACCAAGGCGGUAACCCAUGGUAUCUCGCCACUCUGGCAUCAGCUGAACUGCUAUACGAUGCUUUGUAUCAAUGGGACAAACUUGGCAAGCUCGAUAUUACCAAGACCUCGCUAGCUUUUUUCAAAGAUUUUGAUGCGGCCGUGAAAACAGGCACAUAUUCGGCCCAUAGCUCAACUUACAAGACUCUCACCUCGGCCAUCCGAACUUAUGCGGAUGAUUUCAUUGGUCUCGUCCAAGACUACACUCCUUCCAAUGGUUCCUUGGCCGAGCAAUAUGAUCGGAAUACCGGUGUCCCACUGUCAGCCAAUGAUCUGACUUGGUCUUAUGCUUCCUUCAUCACAGCCAUCCAGCGUCGUGCUUCCGUCGUGCCCGCCUCAUGGGGCGAGAAAUCUGCAAAUGUCGUUCCCACAACCUGCUCAGCAUCUCCUGUCACAGGAACUUACCAGGCUGCUACUUCAGUAUUCCCGACAACCACUGGAUGUGUUCCCGCAACAAGCAUUGUCCCGAUCACAUUCUACUUGACAGAGAGCACAUUCUACGGAGAAAAUGUUUACAUGACUGGCAACAUCAGUGCACUUGGCAACUGGGACACGAGCAGUGGUUUCCCUCUCACAGCAAACCUAUACACUGACUCGGACCAUUUGUGGUUUGCCAGUGUUGAGCUUGUUCCAGCGGGUACACCGUUCGAGUACAAAUACUACAAGGUAGAACCGAAUGGUACGGUUAUUUGGGAGAACGGUGAUAACAGGGUAUACGUUGCUCCUACCGGUUGUCCGAUCCAGCCUAGCCAGACCGAUGUGUGGCGUUGA
Messenger RNA from Penicillium subrubescens, 1845 nucleotides. RefSeq names its product putative glucan 1,4-alpha-glucosidase. Gene Ontology annotation, biological process: polysaccharide catabolic process. Lineage: Eukaryota; Fungi; Ascomycota; Eurotiomycetes; Eurotiales; Aspergillaceae. The coding region runs from base 1 to 1845 and encodes 614 amino acids. Gene Ontology annotation, molecular function: starch binding; glucan 1,4-alpha-glucosidase activity. The transcript has 3 exons. Gene Ontology annotation, cellular component: fungal-type vacuole. The record is from RefSeq and is a predicted model, not a curated record.